ACUCACUUCCCAAAUAGUUGAAGCCACUGAAACAGAAAUACAACAAUGGCUUUUGCACUAAAAGAAAAAUUCCUUAUUGCAAUGGUGAUUCUAUUGGGGACUUUGGCAUCUGCCAUGCCCCGCAGAUUGGAUGAAACUGUUCUUUUCGAGAAAUACCAGCAAUGGAUGACUCGGCAUGGACGCACCUAUGAGAAGAAAGAAGAGGAGAAUUGGCGUUUCGAGAUAUUCAAAGACAACCUGGAAUUCGUAGAAAAAUUCAACAUGGGGAAUCAAACUUACAAGUUGAGCAUCAAUCAAUUUGCAGACCUAACUAAUGAAGAAUUCCGAGCUUCCUACGCUGGAUACAAGAUAUUAACUCGCAGAGUUCCACCCAAAUCCAAAAGGUUCAAAUAUGAAAACCAGACCGAUGUCCCAGCUAGCAUGGACUGGAGAAAGAAAGGGGCUGUCACCCAUAUUAAGGACCAAGGUUCUUGUAAAAGUUGCUGGGCAUUCUCAACCAUUACAGCUGUGGAAGGGAUCGCCAAGAUCAAAACCGGUCAGUUAAUCUCACUCUCUGCGCAACAACUAGUGGACUGCGUCAAAACCAAAGAUACUGACGGUUGCAGCGGUGGUUGGAUGGAUGAUGCGUUUGCAUACAUUGUAAAAAACCAAGGUCUUGCCAGCGAAACAAAAUACCCAUACACGAGUAAUGAUGGAACUUGCAGCCCCCGGAAAGCAGCUAUUAGAAUUGUGAAGAUAAAAGGCUAUGAAGAUGUACCUCCCAAAAAUGAAGAAGCACUUCGAAAGGCUGCAAGCCAGCAACCUGUCUCAGUAUCGCUUAAUGGUGGUGGACGUAACUUUCAGUUUUAUUCGGAAGGGGUUUUCACAGGACAUUGCGGGACCUCUUUAGAUCAUGCUGUUACCAUUGUUGGGUAUGGAACAAGUGAGGAUGGCGUCAAAUACUGGUUAAUCAAGAACUCAUGGGGCAAAUCUUGGGGUGAAAGUGGCUAUAUGAGGAUUCAGAGAGAUAUUCAUUCGUCUAAGGGCCUCUGCGGCAUUGCUAGAGAGCCUUCCUAUCCAGUGGCAUGAUUAGGCACGUCGACCCUCGGGUGCCCUUAUAAGUUAAUACUCGCUCUUGAUUGGCCUCAAGUGUUCUUUGCUGUGAUAUGAUCGUGUCCUAUGGCUGUUUACAUAAAGCUGUCAGGUUAACUAUAUAAAAUUGGGCUUCUUCUUAAUGUAUUGAAUCCCAUAUAAUAUUGUAAGUACGAAGAUAAUCUAUAUGUUCUACGAUCCUGGCUUUGAACAGUUA
Molecule: messenger RNA, 1288 nt
Organism: Theobroma cacao (cacao)
Lineage: Eukaryota; Viridiplantae; Streptophyta; Magnoliopsida; Malvales; Malvaceae
Product: senescence-specific cysteine protease SAG12-like
Biological process (GO): proteolysis
Molecular function (GO): cysteine-type peptidase activity
Source: RefSeq, a predicted model, not a curated record